AUGGCGACCAAGAACACUUUCUCGGGGCCUGAGGCGCGUCUGGGCUAUGUCCAGCUCUCCAUGUCAUCUUGUCUUCGACAUGGAAGAUUCGUACUGGGAACCCUCCUACUGAUAGCGGGUCUGAUUACUUUGACUCAAUUCAAAUACCUCGAAGAUAUCACUACAACUCACGGGGUUGACCGAGAUUCAUUCUUUGAAGGCCUGGGCCAGUGCUACGAAGCACAGCAUGGGUAUCAAGAACAUCAGCCAACAAAAGACCGGAAGAAUCCACGAUGGAACUCCAUUUCUGGUCAGCAGAGACAAAUUGUGAUUCAGAAUGCAACGCUCUUCGAUGGCGAGUCAGUGUUGGCGGAGGCGGUCGAUAUCACAUUCGAGGCAGGUGUGAUUCGAUCUGUGUCGGCUACAGCUUCAAAUACUCCAGACAUCGACGAUGCUCAAAUUAUCAAUGCCCAUGGAAGAUUCGUCACGCCCGGGCUGGUGGACAUGCACUCCCAUCACUUGCUAGGCCCAUUCCCUGGCCUUCCAUCGACAAGCGAUGUCAAUGAGCGCCCAAUACUGGGACCCAUCACUCCUUUUGUUCGAGCAUUGGAUGGAUUCAAGCCUUAUGAUCCGGCAAUCCAGAUCAUCGCAUCAGGUGGAGUCACCUCUUCUUUGGUUCUACCUGGGUCAGCCAACAUCAUCGGUGGUCAAGCAUAUCUCGUGAAGAACUUGCCAAACCCGGGACCAAACUCCGAGCCUGUGGUAGAUGACCUACUGCUUGAUGAUGGAAUUGCAGAGAAGAGCAGAAAGCGAUACCUGAAGAUGGCUUGUGGAGAAAACCCCAAAGGCGUCUACAAGAACACCAGGCUUGGUCUGGUGUGGCUUUUACGCAAGCAUCUGGAAGAAGCAAGGGAUCUGAAUGAGCGACAAUCCUCUUGGUGUCAAAAGGCUGCUGAAAUUCAGAAGACUAGCUUCUCCCAGUCUCGACAAAUCUCAGAGUUCAUCAAAGACGAGGGCAAGAUACCGCAGUCUUUGGAACUUGAAACCUCUGUUGCGCUUCUCAGAGGAGAGUUGAAUGUCAAUAUCCACUGCUACGAGCCAGAGGACUUCGAGCGCAUGUUGGCUGUGCUUCAUGAGUUUGGCAUUCAUCCUAAUGCAUUCCACCAUGCUCUCGAAGCUUGGGAAUUGCCUGAGUGGUUGAAGUCCCAAGAGGAGAACAUCACCAUUGCCACUUUCGCGGAGAAUGCGCUCUACAAGGCCGAAGCUUAUGGUGCUAAUUUGCGCGGGCCUAAGAUCCUCGCUGAUCAUGGUCUCCAGGUAGCAUUGAAAUCGGACCAUGGAAAUGAGGAGAACCAUGCAAAGCACCUCGUCCACCAAGCAGCAGUUUCUCACUCCUUCGGCUUAUCUGAAGAGAAGUCUCUGCAGGCCAUAACUUCAGUCCCUGCGCGAUCUAUUCAGCAAGAUCACCGAAUUGGAUAUGUCCGUCCAGGACGCGAUGCAGACCUCGUUAUCUGGAAUGAUCAUCCACUCCAAGUUGGCGCAACACCAAUUCAGGUGUUCAUUGACGGCCGGCCUGCUCUGAAGGGCAAGGUUUAUUCCGGUGAUUUGAGUGACGAGUUAUCUGGUGUUGGAAAGCCCAAAUCUCCGGAAAGUCGACCUUCUCUUGCCAUAGACCAAAAGGAAGACACGUGUGCCAAGAUUCAGCGCCCUGGCUCUCGAAUUGUCUUUACUGGAAUCCAAAGGGUCUUAAUUGAUACAGACAAACCGGGAACUACCGGUACACAAGACCUUGUCAUGCUGAUCGAGAAUGGUGAAGUCAAGUGCCUUGAUGAGAAGACCACUUGUGUCUCUGCUGAGAUACAGGAGAACACCGUACAAGUCGAAUUGAAGAAUGGUCAUGUUUUACCUGGCCUUGUGGCAUUCGGCAAUAAGCUCGGAAUCCAAUCUAUUCCAUCCGAAACCUCCACAGGAGAUGGCCCAGGAGCAAAGGAUGGAGAUCCACUCAACGAAAAGAAGACAGUCAACUUCGCCAAGUACGGCGUGCACCUUGAGGGUAAAGGACUCCAGAGAGCCAGGAUUGGAGGCGUCACUCGAGCUAUCACUGCGCCUCUGCAUGGCGGCGGUAUCAUUCAAGGCAUUAGCGUUGGAUUGCGCCCAGGUGCGAAUGUCACAAUUCUUGACGGCGCUAUCUGGCAGAACAAUGUCGCACUUCACCUUGUUAUAGGUCAAGGUGCUAGAAGUACCGAGACACCAUCCGUCUCCUCAGGAAUCGAGAAACUACGCCAUUUGCUUCAAGCAGGCAAGGGGGACGCACAAGAGAACCACAGCAUCUAUGUGCAGGCUGCAAAUGGGUCUCUCCCUGUAGUUGUAUAUGCACUCAACGAGGAUGAUAUUGCCCAACUGAUCUUAGUGAAGCGUGAAUUCCGCUCAGUCAAUCUGAUCCUACACGGCGGUCACGGUGCUCCAUUCGUUGCGAAGCAUCUUGCCGAAGAAGGCAUCCCCGUGAUUCUCACCGGCAACCGCGGAGCUCCAGAUUCCUGGGAGAAGAAGAAAAUCCUCACAGGUCCCCCAUUGACAGAAAGUCCGGCUAAGAUCUUAUCCGAGGCGGGUGUUCUACUUGGUCUAGGAGUGAAGAGUGAUUCCAAGAUCCAUGGUCUGGCACAGGAAGCGUGGUGGGCUGGGAAAUAUGCUGGUCUCACUGAUAAGUAG
Messenger RNA from Penicillium salamii, 2688 nucleotides. The record is from the annotation of a GenBank genome assembly. NCBI's taxonomy places the organism in Eukaryota, Fungi, Ascomycota, Eurotiomycetes, Eurotiales, Aspergillaceae.